AUGUUAAGAGACUUAAACCAACCACAAGGUGGUGAAGCAAAUGAAAUGUCAUAUGACGACAAGUAUAGACACUUCUCCAUGGCAAAGAUGAGACAAGUUUUAAAUAUUUACAAUAACCGUAAACAAAAAGGUUUGGGAAACCACUCCCCCGAAGAAAUGAAAAACAACCCUGACUUAGAGAAAGACUAUAUAUUUAAUAAUUUAGUCAAAAGAGACAAACAAGAAAGAAUGCCGGGCUUCAAACUUCAGAAAGGUGACAAAGUAAAAAUAGAAAUACCUAAACGCGACCCAUAUGAAAAUACUAUUGACUAUGACAACAAUGGGAACUCGACAGGUACUCACAUUCGUGUUCGUAAAAAUAGAAGAAAGUAUACAAGAGAAUAUUAUGAAGUUUUAGGCAAACAUGGCAAAAUGUACACACUGCAAGCAGAAGAUAAAACUACUAUUGUCAGACCUCGUUUCAAACUUGUCAAAGUUCAAGGUGGUAUACUUUCAAAGACAGUUCCUAACAAAUAUAAGACAACUCCUGACGAAUAUGCUAAAGAAGUUGAAAAUGACGACUAA
Trichomonas vaginalis G3 is the source of this 564-nucleotide messenger RNA. RefSeq lists its product as uncharacterized. The record is from RefSeq and is a predicted model, not a curated record. The coding region runs from base 1 to 564 and encodes 187 amino acids. The transcript has a single exon. Lineage: Eukaryota; Parabasalia; Trichomonadida; Trichomonadidae.